AAUCCAAGCUGGAAGAGAGGGUUGUUGAAGAUCAAUUGACUCGUAGCUAUUUACUCGUAGCUAUUUUAAGCUAUUAUGCCUCAGGCAAGAAUGACUAAGCAGGGCAUCCAUUGGGAUGAUAUCACGAGCAUCAAACGCAUUCUCAACGAGACACUGAGUCUGAAUUGAAAGACAUUCAGCUGCGUGAAUAUUCAUCAUGUCUGCUCAACGAAUUGCAUACAAAGUCCACGGCACAGUUCAAGGUGUCGGAUACCGGGACUUUACCCAAAGACGCGCUGCUGAAUUCGGCCUCAAGGGCUGGGUGAAGAACACCUCUGACGGGCUGGUCGAAGGCGAAGCCCAAGGCGAUCAGAACUCCGUACAAAAACUCAUCCAGGAACUUGGCAAAGGGCCUCGUCUGGCACAUGUGACAAAGCUGCAGAAGAAGGAUAUUACGCCUGAAGAGGGGGAGAGUCACUAUGCUGUGAGACGGACGUCGGAUUCGGUGAUUAGUUUUGAUUAGCUUUGAUUAGCUUUGAUGCUCUAGGUGGAGGUUUGUGUAUACCAGUUUACGAAAUGAUCAAUGAAGCGGAUGACCCAUGUGAGCAAG
Molecule: messenger RNA, 589 nt
Organism: Aspergillus ruber CBS 135680
Lineage: Eukaryota; Fungi; Ascomycota; Eurotiomycetes; Eurotiales; Aspergillaceae
Product: acylphosphatase
Exons: 5
Coding region: 197-502 (101 amino acids)
Molecular function (GO): acylphosphatase activity
Source: RefSeq, a predicted model, not a curated record